CCCUCUUGUCCCUCCCUCUGAUCCUCCAGGCGACAGUCCCUGGCGAGACCUCUGUGGGCGAGUGUUCAGGACAGUGCCGCCGCCGGGGGAAGGCAAGUUGGGGCGGGGCUCCAGUGGCUAAAUCCUGCUGUGGAGCGGUGCAGCCAGCGCGCCGCUAUCUUCCGGAUCUGCGGAGUGUACAGUGAUAUCCUGAAAGAAGAUGGGAAAGGGCUGCAAGGUUGUGGUUUGUGGCUUCUUAUCUGUGGGGAAAACAGCCAUUUUGGAGCAGCUCCUUUAUGGGAAUCAUACUAUUGGAAUAGAAGAUUGUGAAACAAUGGAAGAUGUAUAUAUGGCUUCAGUGGAAACGGAUCGGGGAGUAAAAGAACAGUUACACCUUUAUGACACCAGAGGCCUGCAGGAAGGCGUGGAACUGCCAAAGCAUUAUUUUUCAUUUGCCGAUGGCUUUGUUCUUGUAUACAGUGUGAACAAUCUUGAAUCCUUUCAAAGAGUGGAGCUUCUGAAGAAAGAAAUUGAUAAGUUCAAAGACAAAAAAGAGGUAGCAAUUGUUGUACUAGGAAACAAAAUCGACCUUUCUGAGCAGAGACAAGUGGACGCUGAAGUGGCACAGCAAUGGGCAAAAAGUGAGAAAGUGCGACUGUGGGAGGUAACGGUUACAGAUCGGAAAACUUUGAUUGAACCAUUCACUCUGUUAGCCAGCAAACUUUCCCAGCCCCAGAGCAAAUCAAGCUUUCCUUUGCCUGGGAGGAAAAACAAAGGGAACUCUAGCUCUGAGAACUAAAAAUCAGUACCACAAUUGUUUGCUGAAUAGUGACUGCUUUUAAAUGUCUGUGAACAUAUUUAAAAUACACCAUUUGUAGCUACCUUUGGUCCUUUGGAAAUCCCAAAGGAAGUAAUUUAAUGCACUGUAGAUCUUAAUUAAAUUAUUUGGGCUAAGUUUAUUAUUGCCUGCUGUAAAAUAUUUGCAUUCUGGUUGCUUAAAACGUGUCCUUGAUAUAGCACCUUUGUUAGAUAUGUUUGUACCUAUGAGUAGCACCCCCCACGACCUGUUUCAGAAGACAUCAUUCUGUAUAACUUUAAAUAUUCUUAGCUCAAACAUAAAUUUGUUUUUAAAAUAUUCACUAGUCAUCUAACGCCUAGGAUUACAAAGUGGCAUUUUACUGUGUCCAAAUUCAAUCACAAACAGUAAACAAUUUGGGUACUAAGUGAUGUAUAUUUUAUCUGGUGGACAUCUUGCUACUGUUUCCCCGAAAAUAAGACCUGGCUGAUUGUCCGGCUUGGUCUUAUUUUCGGGGAAACAGGGUACAUAGAACAAUACCUAUGAUUUCGCUUUGUUCAAAUUAUAUGUUGAGCAUGACUUGAGUUAGUAGGUAGUGUAAAUACGUUCAAACUGUUUCUCCCAUCUUUAGAAAAUUGCUAGGCUCGUAAGGACAGAAUAGUAUACCUUUUGGAAUAGUUUUCUGCAUAUGUAGUCUUGUAGAAUAAAAUGUUUCAUAUAAAUAUUGGAGUACAGUAGUCUUCAAGUUAGAUACCUUGAGUUUGUGCUAAGCUUCUCUGAAUCUUGGCAAGAUCUGAGCAGUGGGGCUCAUUGUAUUUAGCAAAUUGACAAUAUUUUAACUAAUUGUAUAAGUAGGAAGCAAGUUAGUGGUUUCAAUGUGAAAGCAGUUAUUUGAUUAUAUUUAGCUAUUUAAAUGUAAAAUAAGAAAUAGCUGUUCAGCAAAGAAAUCUAAAAACAUCCAGUAAAUUUUAACAUCCUAAAAUGAAUACUUUUAAGGCUAGGUUCAGUGAAUUUAAGCUCAGUUGGCUCAGUUCAGUGAGUUCCAGCCAAGAACUACGUAUAAAAGAUACAAAACUUAUAAAUCAGCUAGUGUUGCUACGGUAUAAUUCAUUAAAACUUCUCAUCCCAUUUUUUUGGUCAAAAAUUAUCACUCAGAUAUGGUUACCGUAAGUCAUUCCCUGCCUUCUCUCCCAGUUACUGAGUGUUUGAUCUUCUAGGUUUUUUCUCUUUUGUAUUUUACAUAGAUUGAUAAAUACUUUUACAAUUAUUUUUAAAUACACUGAAUCGUUCUGCAGUUUGCUUUUUCCUGCUGAACUUAGAUCAAUGUUAGCAUGCAUAUACUUAGCAUAUUCUUUUUAAAUGCUUAAUGAAUUAGUUAUGUACCUUCACCCUGUGUGCCUGGGUGAGUUUCUCUGCUAUAGCUACAAAGAAAUAGAAUUGCUGCACCCUAGAGAUAUGAACACUUAGAACAGCCAUGUUAGAGGGCAGUUGGCAGUACCCGAUGUAUCUACCCAUUGCUCAGGUACUUGCCACCACAGCAUCUGUACUUUAGAAAUGCUUGUAAAAAGAUGCAGUCGGCUUCAUCUUUGAAAGAUGAUGCAUUAAAUUAUCUAACCUUUUCUAAGACACUUAAAAAAAUCAUCUAUCCCACAAGGCUGUUGUGUAAAUUAUAGUAACUGACCAAUCCUAACAUAGGUGAU
Messenger RNA from Rhinolophus ferrumequinum (greater horseshoe bat), 2475 nucleotides. RefSeq names its product NFKB inhibitor interacting Ras like 1 (gene NKIRAS1). The record is from RefSeq and is a predicted model, not a curated record. Bases 200 to 778 code for a protein of 192 amino acids. Gene Ontology annotation, biological process: canonical NF-kappaB signal transduction. Gene Ontology annotation, molecular function: GTP binding; GTPase activity. NCBI's taxonomy places the organism in Eukaryota, Metazoa, Chordata, Mammalia, Chiroptera, Rhinolophidae. The transcript is spliced from 4 exons.